Portunus trituberculatus (swimming crab) is the source of this 1359-nucleotide messenger RNA. RefSeq names its product oocyte zinc finger protein XlCOF15-like. Gene Ontology annotation, molecular function: RNA polymerase II cis-regulatory region sequence-specific DNA binding; DNA-binding transcription factor activity, RNA polymerase II-specific. The record is from RefSeq and is a predicted model, not a curated record. Gene Ontology annotation, biological process: regulation of transcription by RNA polymerase II. NCBI's taxonomy places the organism in Eukaryota, Metazoa, Arthropoda, Malacostraca, Decapoda, Portunidae. The transcript has 4 exons. Bases 289 to 537 code for a protein of 82 amino acids.
UACACAAAAUGGGGCUAAGAAUGAAACCUGAGUAGUUAUUAUUAUUAUCACAAACUAAGUGAAAAAUAACGAUCAUCUUCGGUAAAAACAAGCACAAGAGUGUAUAGUACAUUUUAGACAAGCAUUGGUAAUUAUUUAGGAUGUCUUUUUCAUUUAUUUUUUGAAAGUUGCUAAUGAUGGUGAAUUUUGAAUGCAAGUGGGGAUUUGGUUCCAGUGUACAGGUCCCAAGUGUUGUGGUGACCGACGACAUUUUAAGAGACGAUGAGGGGGAGGACGUAGUUGGUGACAAUGACGUGUAUCUUGGGUAUUGGGUAUUGGAUUGCAUCUGGUCGCCCACAUUGCCCACAGCAAAAACCAGCUGUGGACAGUGGUAUGGUGGCAGCCUGGGAGGUGGUCAUCCCAGCGAGGGCACGCUGUGUGGAGGUGACUCGCUCAGAUAAACAAACAUGGAUAGGUAGACAGAGACGUCCAAUCCUCCAGGAAGUCAACAGAUCACGCAAGAAUGCCACAGAACACCCGACUUCUGAUCUUUCUUAAGCCGUGUCCACACUAUCAAGCAUGCUUGACGGGCAAGCAGUGAUACCAGAUCCCGUUCCAAUACAUAAACAAGGAGGGUGUCCAGGCCGGGUGCCUGACAUGGCUCCCUCCAGCCGGCUUUCCUGAUGGGUUCCUGCAGCAAAUGCCAUGGGAUUUGUUGUCAGUAGCACUGCAGUAGAGAGGUGAGGCCAGGCAGCAGCAUGAGUGAACAACAGCAGCAGCAGGAGUCUGCCUCAGGUGAGGCAGGCAGCUCUGGCCACAGAGGAGAGAGAAAAUUUUUGUGUCAGCAGUGUGAUAAAAUUUUAGCAUCCAGAGAAGGCCUCAGACUACACACCCUGAGGCACAGAGGUGUUAGAAAUUAUAAGUGUCUGGAAUGUGGAAAGAAAUUUGUCACAAAGUCUGAUCUCAACACACACACCCUGAGGCAUAGUGGUGUUAAGAAUUAUGAGUGUGUGGAAUGUGAAAAGAAAUUCAUCACAAGGUCUGAUCUUGCCAUACACACCCUGACACACAGUGGUGGUAGGAAUCAUGACUGUCUGGAAUGUGGAAAGAAAUUUACCACAAAGUCUAGCCUCACCACACACAGCCUGAUACACAGUGGUAUCAGAAAUCAUGAGUGUCUGGAAUGUGGCAAGAAAUUUACUAAAAAGGGUCACCUCACCAAACACACCCUGAUACACAGUGGUGUGAGAAAUUAUGAGUGUCUUGAAUGUGGAAAGAAAUUCACCACAAAGUAUAAUCUCACCACACACACACUGACACACAGAAGUGUUAAAGAUUAUGAGUGUGAGGAAUGUGGUAAAGAUUUCCUACCAUUGCUAC